AUGGAUGAGUAUAAGAAUGCGGUUCGCAAGCUCCGGAGUGAGAAGCAGAGGCUUAAGCGAGCCUUUAAACAGCAGAUCAGGGACGACUGGACCGAUAAACAAGCCGUAGUCGACAUUGAGGCCCAGCUCAACGGCCUUGGCUUGGUUGAGGACUCGACGGUCGAGGCUUCCAACUGUCCAAUGCGCCCCGCUCAGAAGCGGUUGGUGGAUGCCCUCACGGCCCCGGUCGAAGCUUCAAUCGAAGGUCAAUACCGGCGAAGAGAUGCUGCGAUCAACGCGAUUGUGGCCUACUGCGCUGUAGUAGAAGGACCAGCUACUUGCCGCACUAACAGUUCUACCGCUAAUAUUGCACAGCAGUCCGUCACAGGCGACCGUCCUAGCCGUUUAGAUGUGGCCGCCAUGUCUGUCUUCAUAACGAAAGACGAAGACAGGCCAAGAAGAUGCUUCCUUUGCGUUGGUGAAGCGCUCUGUCUGGAGCCAGAUGAUCCCCGUAUCGAUAAACUCAUUCACCUGUUCUACACGUCCGGUGACUUGACGAAACACUUCAGGCGACGGCACCUGGCAAACCUCCAGGAGGAUGACAGGCUCCAAUGCCGAGUUUGCGUGAUGCCGCUGGACCACAAAAUGCAUCUCCAAAACCAUGCCCGUCGGAUCCACGGCACUGUGUCCUAA
Messenger RNA from Dichotomopilus funicola, 672 nucleotides. RefSeq lists its product as uncharacterized. The transcript has a single exon. Lineage: Eukaryota; Fungi; Ascomycota; Sordariomycetes; Sordariales; Chaetomiaceae. Bases 1 to 672 code for a protein of 223 amino acids. The record is from RefSeq and is a predicted model, not a curated record.